Molecule: messenger RNA, 741 nt
Organism: Acanthosepion pharaonis
Lineage: Eukaryota; Metazoa; Mollusca; Cephalopoda; Sepiida; Sepiidae
Source: the annotation of a GenBank genome assembly
AUGUUUUUCACUGGUGACUUGAAAGAUUUGCGGAUUCUCAUAUAUAUCAUUUGUGAACAUUUCUCUUUCUUUUCUUUUUUUUCUCUUGCUUUUCUUUUCUCUUUCAUUUUCUUUUCUUCUUUUACUCUUUCUUUCUCUUUUCUUCUUUUUCUCUUCCUUUUCUUUCUUUCACUUUUUCUUUUUCUCAUUCCUUUCCUUUCUUUUCUUCUUUUUCUUUUCUUUCUCUUUCCUCUUUCUCUCUCUUUUCUGCUCUUUUCUUUUUUUUCUCUUCCUUCUCUUUUCUCUGUCUUUCACUUGCUUUCUUUUUUCUCUUUUUUCUCUUCCUUCUCAUUCCUCUUUCUCUUUACUUCUUUUUUCUCUUCCAUCUCUUUUUUCACUUUUCUUUAUUUUCUCAAUUUUUUCCUUUCUUUUCUUUUACUCUUUUUCAUUCUUUUUCUCUUUUCUUUUUCAUCCUUAUUUUUACUCUUCCUUUUCUCUUUUUUCACUUUUCUUCUUUUUUCUCUUUUCUCUUUCUUUUUCUUUCCUUAUAUUUUCUAUUAUUUUUCUUCUCUUUCUUCCUCUUAUCUACUUUUUUCUUCUCUCUCUUUCUUUAUCAUUUCUUUCUUCUCCUACUUCUCUACCACCUUUUUUGUAACACCUUUUCUAUUUAACUCUCCUCCUCCUCCUCUUCAUUCUUUAUUUUCUUCCUCCUUCUACAACUCUUUUCCUUCCCACCCAUUAUUUAUCCCUUUAUUCUCUUGA